GAAACCACUAGCUGCGCUGAAGUGAGUCAACUGAUGAAACCAAGACUACAGGAGAAGGAAGCUCACUCAAUAACUUAGGAACCUAACUGGUGACAGAAGCUGCUGAACUCUGCCGGAGGAAACCACAUGAGCCGACACUUGCUGCUGUCAUGAAGUGGUCCUCACAGGCGCUGAGCCCCCCCAGUUUGCAGGCAGCUCGCCUCUUCAUUUUGGCGAACUGAAGAGUAAUGGAAGAAGUGUGUGGGGAAAUUUAGAUCUUCUGGUUCCCCGAGGACCCUGACCUGUGUGUUCUGGUUACAAGGUGACCAUUGCCACCAGGUCAGUGCAGAACUCCUCAAGUGUAGACGGGCUGGGAGGCACGACUCCUGAGGAGAACUAGUCUCGAGGAUUGAGGAGCGACAGAAUCCACGCGGCGGCUGCGCGUGGGCUGGACGGCGGCACCCUCCCCCCCUUCGCGCGGUCCCAGGUUCUCACCUGGAGCGCUCAGGUAGGGCUUGGGCGGGGCAGAAGUCUGGCGCGCAGGCGCGGGACGGGGGCCUCGCCCCUGCCGACGUCGCAGACUGGAGCUCACCUGGGAGACUCCAAGAGGAAGCGGAGCCUCGGUUCGGCCUCUCCUGGCAACGCAGGAGGCCCAGCGGGAAGUCAGGAGGCGGCAGAGGAGGAGCUCGACUGAGCGGCAACUGUAGCGACAGCAACCGGAGCCGCCGCCGCCGCCGCCACCUGCACCUGGCGCCCGGCCCACGUCCAGCUCCUGCUUGGCCGCCGCUUCCAGCCGCCCUGCCCUGCCCACCUGCCAGAAGAAUUAAGAGAAGAAUUAUAGGACUCACACUCCUGCCUCCCUCAAAGAGACUAGAUUGAGAGAUUCAAUCAGUGCUAAUAAUGUAUGCGGAGUAUAUCUUUUAAACUUGCAUUGCAAAAGGUAUUACCACUUAAGGAAACCUUCUUGCCAGCAAAUCUAUGAUAAAAAAUAUAAGCAACAGAGGAAACUAUAACUGUUGUUUCUCAAGUGAAAAGCUUUUAAUGUCAGAAUGGCUCACCUAAGGCGACUAGUAAAAUUACCUCUUAAAAGAUAUUACCAUAACAAGUUCUGGAAGCUUGGUGCAGUAAUUUUUUUCUUUAUCGUAUUUUUGAUUUUAAUGCAAAGAGAAGUAAGUGUUGAAUAUUCCAAAGAGGAAUCAAGGAUGGAAAGAAACAUGAAAAGCAAAAACAAGAUGUUUGAUUUCAUGCUAGAAGCUGUAAACAAUAUUAAAGAUGCAAUGCCAAAAAUGCAGAUAGGAGCACCUGUCAGGCAAAAUAUUGAUGUUGGUGAGAGACCCUGUUUGCAAGGAUAUUAUACAGCAGCAGAAUUAAAACCUGUUCUUGACCGCCCACCUCAGGAUUCUAAUGCACCCGGUGCUUCUGGUAAAGCAUUCAAGACAACAAAUUUAAGUGCUGAAGAGCAAAAGGAAAAAGAACGCGGGGAAGCAAAGCACUGUUUUAAUGCUUUUGCAAGUGACAGGAUUUCUUUACACCGAGAUCUGGGACCAGACACCCGACCUCCUGAAUGUAUUGAACAAAAAUUUAAGCGUUGUCCUCCCCUGCCUACCACCAGUGUCAUAAUAGUUUUCCACAAUGAAGCGUGGUCCACGCUGCUUAGAACUGUCCACAGUGUGCUGUAUUCUUCACCUGCCAUACUGCUGAAGGAAAUCAUUUUGGUGGAUGAUGCUAGUGUAGAUGAAUACUUACAUGGUAAACUAGAAGAAUAUAUAAAACAAUUUUCAAUAGUAAAAAUAGUGAGACAAAAAGAAAGAAAAGGUCUGAUCACUGCGCGGUUGCUAGGAGCAGCAGCAGCAACAGCCGAGACGCUCACAUUUUUAGAUGCUCACUGUGAAUGUUUCUAUGGUUGGUUGGAACCUUUGCUGGCCAGAAUAGCUGAGAACUACACAGCUGUCGUGAGUCCAGAUAUCGCAUCAAUAGAUCUUAAUACCUUUGAAUUCAACAAGCCUUCUCCUUAUGGAAGUAACCAUAACCGUGGAAACUUUGACUGGAGCCUUUCCUUUGGCUGGGAAUCACUUCCCGAUCAUGAGAAGCAAAGAAGGAAGGAUGAAACCUACCCAAUUAAAACACCCACUUUUGCAGGAGGCCUUUUUUCCAUAUCAAAAGAAUAUUUUGAAUAUAUUGGAACUUAUGAUGAAGAAAUGGAAAUCUGGGGAGGUGAAAAUAUAGAAAUGUCUUUCAGAGUAUGGCAAUGUGGUGGGCAGUUGGAGAUUAUGCCUUGCUCUGUUGUUGGACAUGUUUUUCGCAGCAAAAGCCCUCAUACCUUUCCAAAAGGCACUCAGGUGAUUGCCCGCAACCAAGUUCGCCUUGCAGAAGUCUGGAUGGAUGAAUACAAGGAAAUAUUUUAUAGGAGAAACACAGAUGCCGCAAAAAUUGUUAGACAAAAAUCGUUCGGUGAUCUUUCAAAAAGGUUUGAAAUAAAGCACCGCCUUCAAUGUAAAAAUUUUACAUGGUAUCUGAACAGUGUUUAUCCAGAAGUAUAUGUGCCAGACCUUAAUCCUGUUAUAUCUGGAUAUAUUAAAAGCUUUGGUCAGCAUCUAUGUCUAGAUGUUGGGGAAAAUAAUCAAGGAGGCAAACCAUUAAUUAUGUACACGUGUCAUGGACUUGGGGGAAACCAGUACUUUGAAUACUCUGCUCAGCAUGAAAUUCGGCAUAACAUCCAGAAGGAAUUAUGUCUUCAUGCUGCUCCAGGUCCUGUUCAGCUGAGGACAUGUACUUACAAAGGUCACAAGACAGUCGCUACGGGAGAACAGAUAUGGGAGAUCCAGAAGGAUCAACUUCUAUAUAAUUCGUUCUUAAAAAUGUGCCUUUCAGCAAAUGGAGAGCAUCCAAGCUUAGUGUCAUGCAAUCCAUCAGACUCAUUCCAAAAAUGGAUUUUUAGCCAAAAUGAUUAAGUGUUCCUUAAAAUUAAGGAGUUGAAAAUGGAGAUAUUCUUUCUCAUAAAACUGUGACUAGGCAUACACUGUAGAUUUUGAAAAUUAUGCAAAAGCAGCUAAUCGUAACUUAUUCCAAGUGCAUUUUUCUUAUUUAUAUCUUAAAACGUCUACAUAGCACUGCUACAGAAAUCCUUUAAGUUUCUGUUUCAAAGCACAAUAAUUAGUAAUACCAAAGACGAUUCUGAAAUGUCCAGGUGUAGGGGAAGAGGUGUUUACAGUAGGAAGAAAAUCAUUUGCUGAGUGAAGUGAUGUUUGUGUGUUUUGUAUACUUAAGAAUAUACAUACCUAUAUUCACACACUCACAAUUUAAAAUAUUUCCUCUACUUUUUUGGGGAAGGGAGAAAGAUUUGAUACUGUAUUUUUUUAAUUACAUAGACAUAGAUUAAUAAAGGUCAAACAUUGACCUUUGUGCACAAUCCAGGAAAUUUUUAUAGAUCUAGAAUUUAUUAUUUAAAAAUUUAUUUUUGCCUUUUAUUUAACUCGUCUGUCAAGUGUUUCCUUAAACAUGAAAUUAAAUGAAUAAGAAGAGGAAUAUUUUUAACUCUUCAAUUUCUUGGCAAAUUUAAAAUAUUUUUUAGUCUGAAGCCCACUCCACUUGAAGCACUUAAGUCUUCCUUAAAUGACUUUUCUUAAAUAGCUGUACAGUGUGUUUUCCAAAAGCAAUUCUUUUUUUAAAGAAAGAACCUUCAUAAAUUACUAUCUGUUUAAAAGGUGUUUUUCUUUCCUUCUGUUAGUCUUUUCUUACCAUAAUUCACUAAUCUUGAAUGUUUGUGGAAUUAAAUUUCAAAUGUAGAAUAUUUGACUCCUUUUAAAGCUAAAUUUUAUGUUAUUGAUUCAAUUAUAAAUGGUCUUUGUAAUUUUUCAUCAAAAAAGCGUUAUUUUCAUCUACUUAGAAAUACAAUUUAAAAAACCCUAGAUGCUAUUCUAAUCAUUUGCUAAAGUUUUUUUUUUUUCUCUUUUAGAGAAAAUACAUGUUGAUAACUGGUGAAGGAAACAUGAAUUUUAUAUGAUGAAUUUCUAAAUACCUAUUAUUCGUAGAGCCAUCAGAUAUUUCUUAAGAAAAAUAUUCGAUAGUAAUGGCCUUAAAAAUGAGGAAUGGAGAAGAUUCUAUAUUAGAUAUUUAAAAGAUUUUGUACUAAUUUCUGGUAACAUUCUUUGGACAUCAGCUAGAGUAACUUAAAAACAAGUAUGAUGCUUACUUAGGCGCUCCAACAGUCUUUUCGUUUUGAUCAGUUUAUAUAAAGAUUUCUUAGAUUCUCAUUCCCGAAGUAGAAAUAUGAUUGGCUUUAUAUUUUAAGCCUAGCAGACCCUCGAUUAUACAAAAGAAAGCAUUUUUUUUUUGCAGUCGUCCAGCUUCAUCUUCUCAUUGUUUGUAACUUUGGACUUGAAUUUUAAAACCUACAUUCUUUAAUUGAUUUUUAUGCCAACUUCUAUUUCAGUUCAAAUAACACUGUGUACCCAACUUUAUGUCAGAAGUAAGGCAUUGCCCUUGAACAUGUGUCUCAUGGGGUAGAAAGAAAGACAAAUAAUUUUGAAAUAAUAUAUAUAACAUAACUAAUAUUAUGUUAUGUUUUAUGAUACAGAUGACAACUCACAUUCAUACUGAUAUCUCACUAAUAAGUAAAGAUAUUCUUUAUUACUAUAACUAAUAAUAUAUAUUAUGAAAUAUGCACUAAUGCCCAUUUAUAUGUACAAUUUUCUGUUUUCUCAAUUUGUUACUCUAGACGUGAACAUCCAGGAGUAAAUAUUGCUCUCACAACUUCUUAUAUAUCUUAAAAAAAAAAAAAUUCCUCAAAGAUAUUUUAUAAAUGAACUUAAGUAAAGCAUGUUUAAAAACAAAGUAAACCUGAGUACCCUCUGUGUAUCAGUCACGCGUUGUCAUGUCAUGAUCCAUCCAAAAUCUGUCUCGAUUAGGUUGAUUUUAUCAUGGCUGAAUUAAAUACAUUCAAAGGGAAUGUUGUUUUUCCAUGAUCUGGGAGCCUUAGGCUGUUGCUCAAGGGUCCUACAAAUAAUUUCAUUAGGGAUUGGCUGUUUGGGGGUGAAUAGUGUCUUUUAAAAGUCUGAGACUUGGAGCACUGCUAACAGAUAAUUAUGGAGCCUGACUUCCACCCACCUGAGAGAUCUGCCUGCACUCAAGUGUGAAAUUCUGGAGCUCUUGCUCUAUUUGGAAGGAGCCCUGGUGGCGCAGGGGUUAGCACUUGGCUGCUGACCGGAAGGUCAGCAGUUUGAACCUCCCAGCCACUCUGCGGGAAGAAGAUACAGCAGUCUGCUUCCAUAAAGAUUUACUUACAGCCUUAGAAACCCUGUGGGGCAGUUCUACUCUGUCCUACAAGGUUGCUAUGAGUCAGAGUCCACUCGAUGGCAAGGGGUUUUGCUCAUCUGCUGUGACAAAUGGUCUAGUUAUUGCACAAGGACUGGCAUGUCACGUGCAUUCUAGAGGACCAAGUCUCAAGGACUUCUGGUUGGUAAGCUACAUUGCCAGACACUCUAGGGUCAACCUCAUGGGCAGGCUCAUUGAAGACUGAGAUGUGAUCACACAGUUAACCACAGGAGAAAAUAAGCAACACGCUAAAAUUGACUACUGCUGCAGCCAGUGAUGACGAGCAUUCAUUAAGUCUCUAGCUUGCCAGAGAAUUGGCCUUACUGUUGAUAUACAAUUCAAUUAAAUACUACAUAAAUAUCAAAAUAUAAGUACAAAAGAUAAGGUGCUUCUAUUUUGAGAAAAUCUUCAAUGCUUAGGAAAGACUAGAAAGAAGUCAAACUUCUAGGAUUUCUGCACUCAGUUGCUUCACGAUUCAUUUUAAAGAAAGCAAAAUUUAAAAUCGUAAUACAUUUUUGUGUGAUUUGUGCAGCAAAGUUGCUGCAGAACUCUCAUUAGCCAAUUUACCUGAAAAGAAAAGGCCUUGGCCCCAAACAGAAUGUUUGUGAAGGCAUUAGUAUACUAUUAGUAUGUUUUAAGUUAAAAUAUUUUAUAUGUAUCCUUUUUAUGGCUAUUUUAAUGACUUUUUUUUUUUUUUUCAAAUCAUCAGCCCAAUUGCAUUGGAGAAAUGGGUUUCUUCUGUACACAAAAAAUAGUCAUGAUUGCUCUCUAGCUUUGGACAAUAGGAAAUAUCUUUCAUGUUUUCGGGAUUGUACUAGGCACCAGGGACUAAUGAUAUUCAAAAUAGUCCUAAUUUUCAAGAAUUUACAGUCUAGUAAUGCAGUCACCAAUGAGUAUCAUAAUCAUGCUAUUGGGGAUAAAUAGCUCCAUGAAGGAGGCAAUACAUUUAGCUUCUGGCGACUCCAUUCUGAGAGUUAUCAGAGAGCUCAGAGGCCCCAUAUUUCAGAGAAAAAUGACUAGAGGAAUGCUUCUUAAAAUUUAUUGUACACACCUGGGGAUCUUAUUAAAAUCCAGGUUCCUAUUCACUAUGCUUGGACAAAAAAGAAGAGCAAAUAAAAAGGGAUACUGCUUGGACUGAUGAAGAUCACGGACCAAGAACUGUAAAGUAUGACUAACUCCACUCCUUGAAAACCCUAUGGGGCAGAUCUACUCUGUCCUAUAGCUUUGCUGUAAGUCAGAAUUGACUUGAUGGCAAAUGGGUUUUUAUAGUACUAGAAUAAUGGAAUCAAAAAAUGAAAGUACUAAUUCGCAUAGCAAAUAGUAAAUCUAUGAAAGUCAUUAUUCCAAAGAAUUAAAGUAGGUGGAAAUUUUAAAUGCAUGUAAAAUAGACAUAGCAAAAUUGAUGGCUGACAAAUUCGCAAUUGAAAGGGAAGGUAGAAUGUUUGGGCAUGUCUCUAAGCUUUUAGAGUGACACAGAAAAUGACAGCAUCUCCUAAAACAUAUCCCUUGAGUAUUAUGUCAGUACCAGUAUGCUCCCUGGAAUAUUAGCUAUGGGAGUAUGUUUUUACUUAACAAUUUUUUAGUUUUAAGGUAUUCCUUUAGAAUCUUAGCCAUCCACUGUGUAAAUUAUAGUGGGAGAAGUCUAGUUUUUUUCCAGUCGGUCUUUUGAAAAUGUCUCUCAUUUUAAAACAUAACAGUAAAUAGGAGAUUACUUUUCUUUGAAAACACAGGUGGAAUUCAUGGUGUUUCGAGUUACUUUCAAUAACAUUAAAAAAAUGAAAAAGACCAAAUAACUUCUACUUAUCUGUAAAAACCUUGUUAACUGGGAAGAGCAUUAUUUCUGUUAUUCUGUGUUAUUCUGUGUUAGGGUGCAUUUAUUAUUUUAUUUUCCAUCAUCGUUCUUCUUACUAGCAAUAGAAAUUAAAUUUGGCUGAUUUAAGUGGAAAAGGAAUUUGUUGAAAGGAUAUUGAAUAGUUUGCAGAAUAUUUGAAACAGUGGAGAAAAGGCUAGUAGAAAUGGCAGGAUAAAGCAAGGGAUUCAACUUUGUAGCUGAAAUUAUGCUGUAGAACUCUUCUGGUGAGGAUACCGUUUCUACCACAAGCAAACACCAGAUGAAUGGCCUGUACUUUCAUUUCACCGGAAUCUGCAUUGCCCACUGCUGACAGUGGCUACUGGAUGCCCCGCUGUUACAGCUGUCACUAGCUCCUCGGAGUUAUUGCCACUGUUGCUGCCAGGAUGAAUUGUCCACUGCCUGCCCUUUUCUCUCUAGCCCCCAAGUCGAUAGCUAGGCUGGCUGCAGGUUGACUAAACCUGUUCCUGAGCCCCUCCCCUCAAGGCAGUGGAGCUUUGAGGCUUCUGCAGUGGACGCUGGACAUUUCACAGGCAUGGGAAGGGAGUUCUAUAGGGUCACUAUGAGUCAGAAGCUACUCAAGGGCAGCAGGUUUUUGGGGGGUUUUGGGGAAGAGUUCAGGGACCAGGCAGCUAAAAAAAAAAAUGUCAACUUUAGUACAAAUUCUAUAAAAUAUAAAAAAGUUGCUAUUCUUUCCUCACUAUCUUUCCACUUAAACUGUAAAGCAAACAUAUUAAAAUGACUGCAUAUAUAAUAGGUACAAAAAUGCUGCCCACUUAAUCAUAUUGUGAGUACAUUCUCUUUUUUUUUUUUUUGGCCUCUUAAUUAGAUCAAACGUAAUAUAUUUCUUAGUUCUGUACUCUGUGGCAUUAGAUAUUAUACUCAUAAUUUGUUACCUCCCAGCAGCAAUUUCUAUUUUAUUUUUUAAAGUUACUAUUUUUCGAGGCGUAGUUUGCAUGCAACAAAGUGCACAGAUCUUAAGGGUUCAGUUUGAUGAGUUUUGACUUGUGUAUAACCUCAUAAUCACCAUCCAAAAUGUGGUGUAGGAUAUUUGCAUUACACCAGAAAGUUCCCUCGUGCCUUCAACCCAGGAAACAACUACUUUCUGAUUUCGAUCAGAGCGCGUUGAUUUUGAUCUUUCAUUUUAUAUACAUGAAAUCAGACAUUGUACUUUUGUGUCUGUUUUUUUGUUUAUCAUGGUGUUCUUGAGAUUCGUCCAUGAGAUUUUGUGUGCCUGUAGACUUCCGUUUUAAUUGCUGAGUAGUAUUCCAUGUAUGGAUAUACCACAGUUUCUUUAUCCUUUGACUGAUGGGCAUUUUGAGUUGUUUCAAGUUUCAGCUAUUUUGAACAAAGGUGCUAUGAAUAUUCACGUAAAAGUCUUCUUGUGAACAUAUGUUUGCACUUCUUUCAGGUAGAUACCUAGGAACGGACCUGAUGAGUGUUUACCUUUAUAAGAUAUGGCCAAGUAGUUUUUAAAAGAGGUUUAAUAUUUUACAUUCCUGACAGCAAUAUCUGAGAGUUGCCUGUAGCUCCACAUCCUUGCCAACAUUUGGUAUUUUCAGUCUUUUUCAUUUUAGACAUUUUAGUGGAUGUGCAAUGGUACCAUAUUGUCUUUUGAAUUGUCCUUUCUCUGAUAAGUAAUGAUGCUGAGCACCUUUUCAUGUGCUUAUUGGACAGUCAUGAACUUUCUUUUGUAAUGUGUUUAAGUCUUUUGCACAUUUUUUGGGUAGAUUUAGUUUUAUUAUUGAUUUGUAGAAGAUCUUUAUGUAUUCAGAAUACAGUUCUUUGUUAGAUAUAUAUGUUGUAAAUAUUUUGUUCCAGUCUGAAAUAUGCAUGUUUCUUUUCUUCAUGGUGUCUAAUAAUGUGCAGGCAUUCUUAUUUUUGAAGAAAUAUAAAUUUAUCAAGUUUUAUGUUUAGUGCUCUUUAUGUUCUAAGAAAUCUUCGCCUACCCCAAGUCUGUGAAAACAUAUUUCUAUGUUUCUUCUAGAAACUUUAUAUUUCUAGCUUUUAUUUUAGGUCGAUAAUUCAUCUUCAAAUAAUUUUUGUAUCUGGAGUGAGCUAGAAGAUUGAGAUUUAUUUAUUUUUUCAUAAAGAUAUCCAGCACCAUUUGACAACUUUCUUUCCCCCCAAAUUACAUUGGUGCCUUGGUUGAAAAUCAUUUGACUCUAUGUAUGUGCGUGUCUCUUUCUGGGCUCAAUUCUGUUUUAUUGAUCUACAGUCUCCUUAUGGCAAUACCACAAUGUCUUGAUUAUAACAUAGUUUAGUAUUUUUCUGUCCCAGACAGGUUAUGGGUUAAUUUGUGUCCCUCCAAAAGAUAACUCCUGGUACCUGUGAAUAUGACCCAUUUGCAGAAGUAAUUAGUUAACAUAAGGUCUAUAGUGAGUUCAAGGGAAUUAAUGGCUGAUCAAGGAAAAAGAUGGGACCACAGAUAACAAUGCAGAACAAAAAGCUAUUUAUUAUGGCAGAAGCACAGAAACCCUUGAUAGCUGCAUGCAGGGGGUGGUUCCCCCCACAGCAUGCGAUCUUUCUGAGGCAAGAGGUGCAGGGAGCCACCAGAAGGAGAAAAAAGCAUGAAAGAAAGAAAAGGAGAAGGGGAGAGGAGUUUAGAUGUCUCUGCCUGAUGUCCUCCUGCGACAAGGUGAGGAGGCUGGCUCAGAGAGCUCCAAAGGACAGCAGCAUCCUAAAGCACUUAUAACCACAGGGUUUUAUCUUAUCUAGGGGUAAAAAAAAAAAAAAUUUUUUUUUUUUUAGGGGUAGCAGAUGUCAGGUGCAGUUUCACUGGGUAUGAAAAGUGGCCAGGUUCUAAAUGACUAAAAAUCUGCUUAUUUGGCCUAUUUUUAAGACAACUGGAUAUAUACAAAUUUGAGUUUGGCGCCGGCAGGCUUUUUGGGCCAGUGGGCCUAAGCUUGCUAGUGAAGAUGUAAACACCUUGAGGCCAAUACACAGGCCAUUUUGACUCAUACAACAUGGUCACAUAGAGGUUAUACUGGAGUUGGGUGAGUUCUAAUGCAAUAUGAGUGGUUUCCUUAUAGUAAAAGAAGAGCCAUAGAGACAGAAAGAUACAGAUGGAAGAUGGCCAUAUGAAUAUGGAGGCAGGGAUUAGAGUUACGCAGCUAUAAGCUAAGGAAUACCUGGGGCUACUAGAAGCUGGAAGAGACAAGGAAGGAUCUUUCCCUAGAGACUUCAAAGGGAACAUGACCCUGCCAAUACCUGCAUUACAGACUUCCAGCCUUCAGAACUGUAGGGGAAUAAAUUUCUCUUGUUUACAUCACCCAGUUUGUGGUACUUUGUUUUAUUUAUACAUCUAUAUUUAUAUAUAUAUGUGUAUCAUCUGUAUCUAUAUAUACAUCUUUACCUAUCAUCUCUGUCUCUUUCAGUGGUAAUCCAAUACCUUAGCCUCCAUUUCCAUCUUUAUAAAUCCCUUCUCUGAAGUGAGAAACCUGACUCCCAUUAUCUUCAAUAUAUUUACUCAUUUGUUCAAUCUCCCUGUAUGCAACCAAACCCGUGACUGCCAUCUGGCUUCUUGGUCCCUGGCCAUGCCAUUUCCUCCUCAUCCUAAGCCCCAGCCAUCUCCAAGGGAAGAAAUGGAAGAGAAGAAAAAAUCAGCAAGAAGAAGAGAAAGAGAAAGAAGAAACACCUCCUACUGCUUUUCUUAAACAAACCGAAAAAACCCCCAAAAAACUCCCUAAACCAGAGGAAGAAAAAAAUGCUUUUGAAACCAUGAGAGACCGAGUGUUUUUGACCACAUUUUAUCUGUUUCACUGUAGUUGAGAAUAGAAAUAUAGUGACUGCAUUUCAAAAGCAGAAAUCAUAAGAGGAAUUUUGAUAACUUUGUAAAGAUUCUGUAUACAACAAAAAUGGGAAAACAUUUGUAAAAUGUGCAUCAGUUUCCUAUUGUUGCUGUAAUGAAUCACCAAAAAUUUAGUUUUACCACGAAUUUAAAUAACACAAAUUUAUUAUUUUAUAGUUAUGGAGGUCAGAAGUCUGAAAUGGGUCUCACUGAGCUAAAAUUGGAAUCCCUGGGUGGUACAGAAAGUUGAGGACUCAGUUAGCAACUGAGAGGUUGGUGGUUCAAACUCACCCAGAGAUGCCUCGGAAAAAAGUUCUAGCAGUCUCUUCAAGAUCUAUCCUGAAGUACAACGCUGUCAGCGACAAAUCAUAUCCAUAUGCCUACAAGGAAGACCAGUUAUUAAAAUUUACAUCCCAACCAUUAACGCCAAGGUAAAGAAAUUGAAGGUUUUUACCAAUUUCUGCAGUCUGAAAUUGAACAAACAUGCAAUAAAGAUUUAUUGCUAGGUGGAAACAAAGAAAAAGUAUCAGUAGUUGGAAAAUAUGGCCUUGGUGAUAGUCAAGGGAGAUUGCAUGAUAGAGUUUUACAAGACCAACAACUUCUUCAUUGCAGAUACAUUUUCAGUAACAUGCACGGCAACUAUACAUGUGGACCUCACUGGAUGGAAUACACAGAAAUCAAUUUGACUACAUCUGCGGAAAGAGAUGAUGGAGAUGCUCAGUAUCAUCAGUCAGAACAAGGCCAGGUGCCAACUGCAGAACAGACCAUCAAUUGCUCAUAUGCAAGUUUAAGCUGAAGCUAAAGAAAAUAAAAACAAGUCCAUGACUGCCAAAGUACAACCUUGACUAUAUUCCACCUGAAUUUUGAGACCAUCUCUGGAAUAGAUUUGACACAUUGAACACUAAUGACCAAAGAUCAGGUGAGUUGUAAGAUGACAUCAAGGACAUCAUACAUAAAGAAAGCAAAAGGUCGUUAAAAAGACAGGCAAGAAAGAAAAGACCAAAAUGGAUGUCGGAAGAAACUCUGAAACUUGCUCCUGAACGUAGAGUAGCUAAAGCGAAUGGUCUGAGACUAGAAGGACCCCAGAGGUCAUGGUCCCCAGAGGUCAUGGUCCCCAGGCCUUCUGUUAGCCCAAGACAGGAACCAUUCCCAAAGCCAGCUCUUCAGACAGGGAUUAGACUGGAUUAUGGGAUACAAAAUGAUACUGGUGAAGAGUGAGUUUCCUGGAUCAAGUAGACACGUGAGACUAUGUGGGCAGCUCCUGUCUGGAGGGCAGAUGGGAGGGCGGAGGGGGUCAGAAGCUGGCUGACUGGACACGAAAAUAAAGAGCAGAGGGAAGGAGUGUGCUGUCUCAUUAGGGGGAGAGCAACUAGGAGUAUAUAGCAAGGUAUGUAUAAAUUUUUGUGUGAGAGACUGACUUGACUUUUAAACUUUCACUUAAAACACAAUAAAAAUUAAAAAAAAAAAGAAAUGAAUUAAAAGGACUGAACAGAAGAUUUCAAAGGGCAGCUCUAGAAGACAAAGUAUUAUAAUGAAAGGUGCAAAGACCUGGAGUUAGAAACUCAAAAGGGAAGAAUAUGCUUGGCAUUUCUCAAGCUGAAAGAACCGAAGAAAAAAGUCAAGACAUGAGUUACAAUGUUGAAGAUUCUGUGGGUAAAAUGUUGAAUGAUGCAGGAAAUAGCAAAAGAAGAUGCAAGGAAUCAGGGACAGAUUACCGAAUGAACAAGGUAUGCACGGGUUUACUUGUGCUUACUUACUAAUCUGUAGUGCACGAUUUCAACUGUUGUUCACCACAUCAAAGAUGUGAAAUCAUGUACUGCAGAUUAGUAAGUAAGUACAAGUAAGCCAGUCUGUAAGCUUGUGUGUGCCUUGCUUACCGGCUGAUCUGCCCCUAGAAGGAAUACACAGAGUCACUAUUCCAAAAAGAAUUGGUCUACGUUCAACCAUUUCAGGAGGUAGCAUAGGAUCAUGAACUGAUGGUACCUAAGGAAGAGGUCCAAGCUGCACUGAAGGCACUGGUGAAAAACAAGGCUCCAGGAAUUGACGAUGUUGAGAUGUUUCAACAAAUGCAUGCAACACUGAAGUGCUCACUAGUCUAUACCAAGAAAUUUCAAAGAUAGCUACUUGGCCAACCAAUGAGAAAAGAUCUAUAUAUGUGCCCAUUCCAAAGAAAGGUGAUCCAGCAGAAUGCAUAAAUUAUCAAACAGUAUCAUUAAUAUCACAUGCAAGUAAAAUUUUGCCCAAGACAAUUAAAAACAGGUUGCAGCAGUACGGCAGCAGGGAGCUGCCAGAGAUUCGAGUGGGUUUCAGAAGAGGUUGUGGAACCAGUGGUAUCAUUGGUGAUGUCAGAUUGAUAUUGGCUGAAAGCAGAGAAUACCGGAAAGAUGUUUACCUGUGUUUUAUUGACUAUGCAAAGGCAUUUGACUGUGUGGAUCAUAAUAAAUUAUGGAUAACAUUGAAGGAAAGGGCAGGAAAGAUGAAUGAAUGGAAAUGGGGAACUCAGGGAGGACAUGGGUAGAGUGCUAUCACUGAGGGGAUCGCAAUGAACGUAUCAAAACAAGAUGUGUAUAAAUUGUUGAAUGGAAACUAAUUUGCUCUGUAAACUUUCACCCAAAUCACAAUAAAAUGUAAAAAAACAACAACAAAUUAUGGAUAACGUUGAGAAGAAUGGGAAUUCCAGAACACUUAGAUGUGCUAUAGGGUCAUUAUGAGGAGGAAUUGACUUGAUGGUAACAGGUCUUUUUUUUUUUUUUUAAUUGUGCUCAUGAGAAACCUGUAUACAGAACAAGAGGCAGUCAUUUGAACUGUACAAGGGGAUAUGCAUGGUUUAAAAUCAGGAAAGGUGUGCCUCAGGGUUGGAUCCUUUCACCAUACUUAAAUCUGUAUGCUGAGCAAAUAAUCAGCAAAGCUGGACUAUAUGAAGAAGAAUGAGGCAUCAGAAUUGGAGGAAGACUCACUGACAAUCUUUGAUGUGCAGAUGGCACAACCUUACUUGCUGAAAGUGAAGAGGACUUGAAGCACUUACUGAUGAAGAUCAAAGACUAUAGCCUUCGGUGUGGAUUACGCCUCAACAUAAAGAAAACAAAAAUCCUCACAACGAUAAGCAACAUCAUGACAAAUGGAGAAAAGAUUGAAGUUGUCAAGGAUUUCAUUUUUCUUGGAUCCACAAUCAACAUCCAUGGAAGCAGCAGUCAAGAAAUCAAACGAUGUAUUGCACUGGGCAAAUCUGCUGCAAAAGAUCUCUCAAAAGUGUUAAAAAGCAAAAAUGUCACUUUAAGGACUAAGGUGCUCCUGACCCAAUCCAUUGCAUUUUUAAUUACCUCAUAUGAAUGCAAUAGCUGGACAAUGGAUAAGGAAGACCAAAGAAGAAUUGAUACCUUUGAAUUAUGGUGUUGGCUAAGAAUAUUGAAUAUGUUAUGGACUGCCAAAAGAAUGAACACAUCUGCCUUGGAAGAAGUACAGCCAGAAUGCUUCUUAGAGGAAAUGAUGGUGAGACUUUGUCUCAUGUACUUUGGACAUGUUAUUAGGAGGGACCAGUCCCUGGGGAAGGACAUCAUGCUUGGUAAAGCAGAGUGUCAGUGAAAAAGAGGAAGACUCUAAUGAGAUGGAUUGACACAGCGGCUGCAGAGAUGGGCUCAAACAUAACAACAAUUGUGAGGAUGGCGUAGGACCUAGCACAGUUUCAUUCUAUUGUACAUAGGGUCACUCUGAGUUGGCACCUAAUAACAACAACAACACUUCAGAAAGAUUACAGCCAUUGAAAACCCUAUGGAGCACAGUUCUAUUCUGAGACACAUGGGGUCACCAUAAAUCAGAACUGACUCAAUGGCAAUUAAUUUGGGGCAAAAAUCAAGGUUUCAGCAGGCCAAAGCUCCUUCUAGAGGCUCUAGGGGAGAAUCCAUUUACUUUUCUUUUUCAGCUACUAGAGGCACCUGCAUUCCUUAGCUAACAGUCAUAUUCCCUCAUUUCCAAAGCCAGCAGUGCAGCAUCUUCAAAUCUCCCUCUGACUCUGACCACUUGCUGCCUCCCCCUUCCACGUUUAUGGACUAUUAGAACUACAUUGGGCCCACUCAGAUAAUCCAGGAUGAUCUAUUUUAGACUCAGCUGAUUAGAAAGCUUCAUCUCAUCUGCAACCUUAAGACCCUUUAGCCAUGUAACACAAUAUAUUCAUAGGCUCUAGGAAUUAGUAUUUGGACAUCUUUGAGGACCACUGUUUUGCCUACCAGAUAAGAGACAGACAAAAGGUUAACAUCUGUAAUCAUAUAAUUUACAAAGCAACAAGAAUAAUAACAAAUUAACAGAAAAAUAAGAAUAUUCACAUGUAAUUAAUGAAAGAAAAAAGUAAAAAUGGCUAGAAAAACAUUUGGAAGUUUUAAUGACAAUAAAGUAAUGCAAAUUAGAAAAAAAUAGAAUACAAGUUUUCACUAAACAAAUUGGCAGUUUUGGGGUUUGUUUUUUAACUGUAGUUUUUAGCUAUUCUCGUUCCUGAUGGAAACAGAAAUUUGUAUAACCUUUCUGGAUGGCAGUUAAUAAUGUGUAUUAAUGGCCUUAAAAUUAUGUAAACCAUUUGACCCAACAAUUUCAUUUGUAUAAAUUUACCCUGGAAAUAAAGAAGAAUAUUUGCAACAUUUUAACAUCAGAGUUUUGUUUAAAAUAGUGAGAGAUUGGAAAGAUCUAAAUGCUUAUUGAAAGUAAGAAGAUUGAUUUAAUAAAUUUUGAUAGAUCUAUUAAAAUUUAAGUGCAAAUUUUUACAUACAAAACAUAAAGUAUAAAAAUAAUGAAAAAUACUCCUGUCUUUGAAGACAUGAAUAAACCCUUCACAAAUCAGCUUCCUCUUCUCCCAAAAAAUCCCUACCCUUCUGAAUUCGUGUUUAUUUUCCUUUGUUUUUCAUUAUGAUUUUACUAUUUAUGUAUACAUCUAUAUACAGACAUUAAACGUUAUGGUUUUAGAAGUUGUAUUGAUUGAGAUAAGACAUUCAGGAUACAUUAAACGGGAAAAAUCUGGUUAAAAACAGCAUAUACAGUAUGAUUCCAUUUUUGCGAGUACUCUGUGUGUGUGUGUGUGUGUGUGUGUGUGUGUAUUUAGGGUGUUGGCAGUGCCAUGUUCUCUUGAAAGAUCCUUGUCUCUCUCAGCUUCUGGUAGCCCCAGGCAUUCGUUGGUUUGUAGAUGUGUCUUUACAGGGCUGCCUUCUGUUAGUCUGUCUCUUUGUGUCUCCUCUCCUCUAUUAUAAAGAUAUCACCUGGCUGGGGUUAGGGCCCACCCUACUUUGGUAUGACCUCAUGUUAACUGAUAACUCCAUCAAAGACCCUAUUUUCCAAACAAGUUCACAUUCACAGGUACACGGAUUAGGGUUUCAAUAUAUGUUUUUUAGGUGGGGCACGGGGACAAUUCAAUCCAUAACAUGGGUCGCGGCAAACUUAGAAGCAGAGAAGCCAGAGCUGCUCCUCUACUUGAUCAUAUUGCUGUCAGAACUCCUGCUCCAGAGCCACUCACCACAGACCGGCCAGAUGCCCUGACUGUGGGGCUCCCACCUUCCGGGUCUAGUUCCCUCUGACUUCCCUAUAAAUGACUUUUGUGAACUCCCAGGGAAGCAGAAGCCAUACUAUGUUGGAGAACCUCUGUUCAGCUCCUGAGAAACCUCAUCUAUUAAUGGUAAUAGCCACGUUUUUCUUACACAGGUAGGUUUUUGAUUGCUACUUUUAGUUUUUAAAACCAAAUGUUAUAUUACUAGGGAUAAAUCAUAAGUAGUAAAGCUAUAAAGAAUAUCAAAAUUUGGAAUUAACACAAAAGACAGUGAUUAACACGUAAGUGGGGCUAAUGGUUACCUCUGAGUGUGGAAGUACAGGGAUCUGAUUGGGAAGGGACACAUAAGGACUCUCUAAGGCUACAUUGGAGCCUUGGUGGUGCAGCUGUUAAGCUUUCGGCUGCUAACCGAAGGUCAGCAGUUGGAAUCCAACAACUGGUCCUUGGAAACCCUAUGGGGCAGUUCUACCCUGUCCUAAAGAGUUGCUAUGAGGCAGAAUCGAUAGCAAUAGGUUUGUUUUUGGUUAAGGCUACAUUCUGUUUCUUAAGAUGGGUGCACAGAUGUUCGUUUUAUUACUAUUCUUUUAAAGUGAACAGGAGCCCUGGUGGCACAAUGAUUAAGCGCUCAGCUGCUGUCCAAAAGGUUGGCAGAGGCUCUAGUUCUGUGGGAGAAGGAUGUGGCUCUCUGCUCCCGAAAAGAUUAUAGCGCAGAAAACACUAUGGGGCAGUUCUACUCUGUCACAUGGGUUGCUAUGAGUUGGAAUCACCUGGAUGGCACACAAUAACAACAACAAAGUGAACAUUUAUAUUUCAUAUAGUUUUCUGUGUAUAUGAUGCACUUCAUAAUUAAGAGAAAAUAGGAGUUAGGGGAAGAAAACAGGAAGAACAUGUCAUGCUGAGAGAAGAAAUCUUAUCUGGGGAGCUGAAGGCAGAUUGGUGGGUGACUCAGUUACAAGUACCCCAGGAGGAGCGGGGAGUGAAUAAACAGGUAAAACUGGAAGAAGGAAGUGCAUACACAUUGCAAAAAUGGUUUGCUUUGAUUGCCUUUACUUUAUUCUUAUUUUCUCAUAAGUGGCCUCGUCUCUACAUUUAUUAUAAAGCACUGAUGAUAAGUAUCUGUUUAUUCGUAGAUGUGGCUUUGUUAAGCAAAAUGUUUUGUGAAUUAGACGCAGAACUCACAGUGAGUUAGGAGGGCCUACAGGAUAUGAAGGCUAUACAGUCAAAGCAACAAACAUUGAACAAAUGCAGCCAUAAAAGGCUUUGUGUUACGUUCCAACCAGAGAGCAAAUGCAUUUAAUGGAGUGAUAAGGGAACCAUGGGAAUUGUGUGUUUAUAUGGAGUUAAAAGGGAGUUGCUACUGUUUUAGUGAGGAAAGACCUUGCGGAAGAGGCCAGAUUGCUGGAGCCAUUUGAUAAAAGCAAGAGAGUUUGAACUGGUAGGAAGAAAGUGUUUCAGGCUUUGAAUUAUUUGUGAUCAUGCUGCUAUUUUGACUUUUAUGGAGCAGGAACUGCCUGCAUGGUGAUCUCCUCCUGCCUGCAAUGGAUGAUUGUCCAGGAAUGCUCCACUGUGGCUUCCACCUCCUCUCGGGCAGUCAUUUUCCCAAACCACAAAACCCAAAUGAAUGUGUUUUUCUUCUGAAUGGGCAUGGCCUUAAAUAUGAAACCAAAAAUUUUGGUUUGAGAAGAGUCAACAUUUUGAUGGCAUUUUUAUUUCUGGUCUUUCUUUAUUUUUCAAGUGCAGCAGCAAAGAUAGACUACCCUUCUCCAUCUGUCCUUACCUCUUUCCCCAGUAGUCCUAAAAGUGAACACUAUGAUACUCAUCUUGUUCA
This is a messenger RNA of Loxodonta africana (African savanna elephant), 18283 nucleotides long. It is a transcript of the gene GALNT3, whose product is annotated as polypeptide N-acetylgalactosaminyltransferase 3. The coding region runs from base 1029 to 2930 and encodes 633 amino acids. The transcript has 12 exons. Lineage: Eukaryota; Metazoa; Chordata; Mammalia; Proboscidea; Elephantidae. Gene Ontology annotation, cellular component: Golgi apparatus. Gene Ontology annotation, biological process: protein O-linked glycosylation. Gene Ontology annotation, molecular function: polypeptide N-acetylgalactosaminyltransferase activity. The record is from RefSeq and is a predicted model, not a curated record.